GUGUGUGUGUGUGUGCGUGUGUCUGAAAUGUGUGUGAAAGCCUGUUUUUCAGCUCUGUUUGCCACCAGCAUGUGUUUGCACCGGCCUCACCCGCCCCUUGUUGCUCUGCUUCAUAGAGGUCUUGUCCUACAGGUUUUCUCACACACCCACACGUAAACACACACACAUGCUUUGUAACAAACACCCACGUGGGGCGUGGAAAGAGCCCGGCCCUUUUAUGCUGCUUCCCUUCCUCUAGUCAGCCUGUUGCUCUCUGCCAGGAAUGAGUGUGUGACAGGUGUCUCUGCAGCGAGGGCAGCAGGCAACCAUCUCGCUAUCAGACACACACACAGACACACAGAGCACACUCAGGAUGGCAGGGGAGUGUGUUCCUGAGGGCCGGGACCUGAAAGAGAUGGGCGAGGAGGAACUGUGGGAGCUGAUCAACGACAACCGCCACCGGAUCUCAUUGGGGGUGCGUCCGUGCAUCCUGAUCCCGUACCUGAGGCAGGCCAGGGUGCUCACAGAGAUGGACGAGGACGAGAUUGUGUCUUGCCACAACCUCACCAACCGCAGCAUGAGAACGAGCUAUAUGUUGGAUCUGCUGAGGACCCAGGGAAGGAACGGUGCUGUGGCCUUGCUGGAGAGCCUGAUGAUCCACUACCCGACCCUGUACACCCAGGUCACUGGGCGCAAACCCAGCACCGAGCCUUCAAGAUUCAGUGGCCUGAUAAAAUACUCUGAGCUGACUGAGUAUCUGAUCAGAGCAGUAACAGGGAUGCAGAAGGAGCUCCAGGAGGCGCGUUGCGAGGCCAACAGAAUGAGUACACGCUGUGCCUCCCUGGAGUCCAAUAUCAGGCAGUUAAUGGGGCAGGAGGAGAAGUCCAGAUGCCUUCAGUCGGAGAACGAACGCAUGCGGAGACACCUGUGCUCUCUGCAGCAUGAGGUCACCAAGCUGAAGGAUGAGAAGUGUGACGUGUACAUGCGCUACACGGCGGCCAUUGAGGAGAAAUCCGCUGUGGGCAUGCGCCUCCAUGACCUCAACCUGCAGGUGUAUCAGCUGCAGACUGAGCUGCAGAAGACACAGACGGAGAAUGAGUUCCAGAAGCGACGCUCCCUCAGGUGUGUCCCUCACACUGAGGGGCCACCGCUGCAACAGGAAGUCAGGAGUCUGCCCUGCCAGCAGGUGAAGGUGGAAAAACUGGACCCAGCUCAUAAGGACAUCCUGGCCCAGGACCUGGCUGAGGCCCUAGACAGCCAGGUGGAGCUUGCAGAGCAUCUCAGGUGUUACAGAGAGGAGAAUGAAAAGCUGGUCACGGAGAAGCAAGGGCUCUUGGAUCAGAAGGAGUGCCUGAGCCUGCAGGUGCAGCAGCUGACCCUGGACAGUAACAUGCACCAGCAGAAGAAUACUGUGAUCCAGAACCAGAUGAGAGAGCUGCAGGCAGAGAGAGACCAGGCAUACCUGUCCAGAGAUGAGGCCCAGGCCAUGAUCGCCCGCGUCCUGGCUGAGAAGGACACCCUGAGGUGUCAGCUGAUGGAGGUCCAAGAGCGAGUCUUCAGCCUGCAGACCAAACACAGCCCCAUAGAACAACUGCCGAGUUGUGAUGACAUGGACUGGGAGAGCCCAAGAUCCAGCUGUGAGGAUUCCAAGUUCCCAUCUCGUCCUAGACUACGUCGCAUGGAUGCACUCAAUCCCAUGUCACCCAGUUCCUGCCAUCCAGAGAGUGAAGAUGUUGUGGCCAGUAGUGUCCGGUCCCGAAACGCAGAACCCCCCGGUCCAGAGUCUCUCCGCAGACGGGAGGAAGUUCUCUAUGCAGACAGCAGCUUGGAGACAGCGGACACUGAUUCUCUGUUGGAGGACUUUGUGUUUCUCCCUGACAUGGGGAGUAAAGACAAGCAGACGCCCAGGCUUUCCUCUUCUAACGACUCCAGCACUGAUAGCGAGUCAAGAACAUCAGCCCCUCCCUUCCUGAUGCGUUCUCGUCAGAAAGCAAUCCGCAUCAAUGGCCGCGUGCUCAGCAUCUCCUUACAGGGAGAGGCCCUGCUCAGCCAGCUGGCAGUGGUAGGAGGCAAUAAGACCGGAGUGUUUGUGCACCAGGUGACAGAGGGGAGCGCUGCCCAUACUGUCGGCAUCAGCCCUGGGGCACAGAUAGUGGAGGUGCAGUACGAGCAGAACCAGAAGGCUCUGAGGAUGGUGCUGGAGGAUUCCACUUUAGAAGAAGCUAUGUGGGCUCUCGGCCAGGUCACGGGCAUCUGUCACCUCUCCCUUCGGCCCAGGCAGGAUGACUAUGAGGCACUGCUGCAUCAGCUGCAGAGCAAUGUGACAUCCUCCGGAGACUCCUUCUACGUACGUGUCAACAUGUCCGUCCCUGCCAGCCCCAACGGAACCCUGGCCGUGUCUUGCAAUGACAUCCUUCACGUGACCAACACACGACCCGCUGGCACUGAGGACUCAUGGCACGCCAGCCAGGUUCACCCCUGUCAGCUGCUGGACCUGCAGAGUGGAACUGUGCCCAACUAUUACAGGGCACAGCGACUUCUGAUUCGAGCAAUUGAAGACAUGAGCUUUCAAAAAAAGAAGUCUCAAAAGUUUUGGCGUUCAGUAGCCCAGAAUAAGGAGAAAGCAGUGAGGAUUGUCAGCACUGGCCGCCAGGGAAGGAACCCACUGUGGGUCAGUGUGGAGGAGGAGAAGACCAAGAGCACCGAUGCAGGUGACACAUCUGCAGCCAAAUGUUGUGUGUCCCUCAUGCCCUACACCCUGGUAACCCCCCACUACCCACCCAUCUGCAGGCCUGUUCUGCUGCUGCCCACAGUCCUGGGUCGCACGCUGAAUAAGAAACUAGCAGGCUGGCAAGGCUUCGAGCUCUGUGAGCCUGAGGUGCUGAGCUCCACUGAGCAUGCAGCUAUACUGCAGAGGUCUGAGAUCCUGGAGGAGUGUGAGCAGGGAAGAAACUGCUGCUACACCCUGCAGGGGGUCGUGAAAGUCAUGAAGAAGGGGAUUCACUGUGUGCUGCCAUUGGGUCUGGACUGCGUGCGUCGGCUGCACCGGGCUGAGAUCUUCCCCAUUAUCAUCUUCAUUGGCCAGUCUGCACGUAGCGCACGUAAACUCAGGUCAAAGCUGCAGCGUCAAGGCCAGUCAGAGGAGCAGUUGCUGGCGUGUUCAAGGAGCGAGGAGCCGCUGCUCGACAAGCUGCCUUGUCUGUAUCACAAUGUGGCUCCAGAUUCCUGGUGUGACCAGGCGUCCCUGCUGACCAGGCUGCGUACGAUCAUCUGGGAGGAGCAGAAGAAGAUCGUCUGGGUGGAGCCUGACCUGUGGUGAUUUGCCGGACAGAACGGCGAGGAAUCUCAGUCACAGAAAAAAUAAUCGAAAGACAGCAGGAAAUGUGAUUUUGCAAAGUUAUUUGUUGGGGGGGAGGGUUAUAUGAUUAUUUCAGAAGACUAUAAAGAAGCUUUACAAGAAAUAUUUGUAAACAUGUGUAUGUAUCUAUGAUACUAAUGAGUAACUGGAUGAAUGAAGGACUCUCAUAAUGUGCAAUAACCUGUGCUAUUGAAAAUUUUAUGAAGCUGUAUCACUUUGUACUGUACCUAAAAACAUUUUCUUUACUGUGUUGCCUCCCUUUUUGAGGCAUUUAUUGAAAGCAAACACUGAUGUGAGGUGACAUUUAUCAUUAAGCAUACUGUAAUGACUUGUAUGUACUGUAUCUCUACAAUAUGUUGUAGAUCAUUUCCCACUAUGAGGGAUUUCUCUUUUACUGCUCUGGGAUCUGUCAUAAUCUUCAUCUAUGUUUAAUUAGAACCCUACAGUCUGUUGUGAUUCGAAAUUUUAUUGUAAUUAGUAUGAGGCUAAUGAAUUGUAUGAAGGUUUUUUCUUCUACGGUAGUGUAAGUUUACAAUUUUGUAAUGACACUUGCGGGGGAGGUGUUGAGAGUCAGUUGAGAGUCUGCAUCAUGAGAGAUCUGAUCUGUUGCCUGUAUGCUGACUUCAUGUUAACGCAGCUCUUUUCCCCUCUCUGCUCACUGGAUGUCCUUUUCUUUUACAUGGUGCUGCCAUAAACAUUCACUUCUAAAAACAUAACUGCAACUAUUCAAAACCAUUCAUGACAUGCCUUAUAAUUUCUGUGAGUGACCACCUGUGGGUGGGCCUAGUUGGGCCUGCCAUGCCCACCCAGUCAGAAGGCUUAAUGAUGGCUCGUUCACUGAAUAACAGUCAGCAAACACUGUAUCAAUUAUCUCACCAGGGAA
Molecule: messenger RNA, 4220 nt
Organism: Acanthopagrus latus (yellowfin seabream)
Lineage: Eukaryota; Metazoa; Chordata; Actinopteri; Spariformes; Sparidae
Gene: card14
Product: caspase recruitment domain family, member 14
Exons: 20
Coding region: 353-3298 (981 amino acids)
Biological process (GO): regulation of apoptotic process
Molecular function (GO): protein binding
Source: RefSeq, a predicted model, not a curated record